Molecule: messenger RNA, 3542 nt
Organism: Acanthopagrus latus (yellowfin seabream)
Lineage: Eukaryota; Metazoa; Chordata; Actinopteri; Spariformes; Sparidae
Gene: dnaja2b
Product: DnaJ heat shock protein family (Hsp40) member A2b
Exons: 9
Coding region: 786-2024 (412 amino acids)
Biological process (GO): response to heat; protein refolding
Cellular component (GO): cytoplasm; cytosol
Molecular function (GO): Hsp70 protein binding; ATP binding
Source: RefSeq, a predicted model, not a curated record
CAACAAUUAACCUCAGGGGUUGGUUUCUAUACACCAUGUUAACUGGUAAUCAUGUAACUAGUAACAAGCUGAGCUAAUGAGGCCUCCUGGUUGUGAUGCACCUUAAAAAUCUAACUCUCACCACAUAAAAUUAGGCCACAAAUCUCCAGUGAUGCUGAAAAUGUCCCAUGACACAUUUUUUUAGACCUUAUUGCAAGUCAUCUCGGUUUUACCAUCCUCAGAUAAAUUAUGCUCCUCUUCAUAUGCAGGCUGACAGAUUUGGGGGAUAUUUCAUUUCACAGAGCAAAAUUCAUUUUAAAGAGGAGCUUUGAACUUAAAGACGGUCCCUAACUCCCUCACAUAUUACCCCCCUACGUUAUGUUGGUCAAAUCUGAAUAAUUGUUUGUAGUAAUACAGUAAAUCUACUGCUAUUUCAGCCUUACAUAUAAAGAUAUAUAUUCUCUGAUGCGUUAUGUGUAUUUAAACAUAACGCGGUAGUGUCAAUGAUUUUUUUUUUUUUUAAACGUGGCGAUUUGUAAAACAUUGUGAAAAAACCGCACAAUUUUGUUCAAUAUGCAACAAAAAUAACAACACAGUCGAGGUGAAAACACAACAUUAGCCCAGUGGCUGUGUUAGGAACAGUAUGGUUGGCUGGUUGCCUUUUUCUGGCAUCUGUUUCCGAGUGGGUGUUUGUGUCUGUCGUAGUAUCUGGCAACCCUGGACAGUCCCAGCCGGUGGAUCUUGCGUCGGUUCCUCUCUCAGCUGAACCUCCGCAGAAGGUCUUCUCAGUGUAGCCGGUUAGCAUCAUGGCGAACGUUGUGGAUACGAAGCUAUACGACAUCCUCGGAGUUUCACCCUCUGCCUCUGAAAAUGAACUGAAAAAGGCCUAUCGCAAACUGGCCAAAGAGUACCAUCCUGACAAGAACCCUGAUGCUGGAGACAAGUUUAAAGAGAUCAGUUUUGCCUAUGAGGUGCUGACAAACCCAGAAAAGAAGGAGCUUUACGAUCGCUAUGGAGAACAGGGGCUGCGGGAGGGAGGAGGUGGAGGGCCUGGCAUGGACGAUAUCUUCUCCCACAUUUUUGGCGGAGGACUGUUUGGGUUCAUGGGGGGACAAGGUAGAGGACGAAAUGGAGGCAAGAGGAGAGGAGAUGACAUGGUGCACCCUCUCAAAGUUUCUCUUGAAGACCUCUACAAUGGCAAAACCACCAAACUGCAGCUCAGUAAGAAUGUGCUCUGUGGUGCCUGUAAUGGUCAGGGGGGUAAAGCAGGAGCUGUGCAGAAGUGUGUGGCAUGCAGAGGACGAGGUAUGAGAAUUAUGAUUAGACAGCUGGCCCCUGGGAUGGUCCAACAGAUGCAGUCAGUCUGCACAGACUGCAAUGGAGAGGGUGAGGUGAUAAAUGAGAAGGACCGCUGCAGAAAGUGUGAGGGUCACAAGGUAUGUAAGGAGACUAAGCUUCUGGAGGUGCAUGUGGACAAAGGCAUGAAACAUGGACAAAAGAUCACAUUCUCUGGAGAGGCUGACCAAGCACCUGGCGUUGAACCAGGAGAUAUAGUUCUGGUUCUGCAGGAGAAAGAACAUGAGGAUUUCCGCCGUGAAGGCAGCGACCUUCACAUGGUCCAACGUAUCGGCCUGGUUGAGGCUCUGUGUGGGUUCCAGAUGACCGUCACUCACCUCGAUGGACGGCAGUUGCUUGUCAAAUACCCACCUGGCAAGAUCAUCGAGCCAGGCUGCAUCCGAAUGGUGAAGGGAGAAGGAAUGCCUCAGUACAGAAAUCCCUUUGAGAAGGGAGACCUUUACGUCAAGUUUGACGUCCAGUUUCCUGAGAACAACUGGAUUAGUGCUGAAAAACUGAAUGAACUCGAGUGCUUGCUGCCUGCUCGCGCUGAGAAUCCUGUCAUUUCAGCAGAUGCAGAGGAAGUUGACCUGACAGAUUUCGACAAGAGCCAAGGCUCAGGAGGCGGAGCGAGGAGAGAGGCCUACAAUGAUAGUUCUGAUGAAGAAGGCGGCCAUCAUGGCCCAGGAGUGCAGUGUGCACACCAAUAGAAAGACUCAUACGGAAGACACGCACACACACACACACACACACAUACAGACGCAUACAUAAACAUCCCUUGAGUCCCAUCGCUAACACCAUUCAAGACUUGACGCACAUACAUGCAGUUUUCUCUCCUUUCAUGAGUCCCAUGAAAAAGAGAUAAACCCAAAUACAUAUUACACAUAUAUCCACCCUCCUCAGUUCCAUGGUGCCCAUAAGUCAGAGAUAUGCCGGAUGUGUGAUGACCAUUUUGUGUUUAUGGACAGUAGUGCUCAUCAAAGCCUCCAGCAGGAAAGUGUUCCCAGUCUCAGAGGUUCAUCGACUGAACUUGACUCGGACCUCCCCGUUUUCAUCCUAGGCUUUUACCUUUCACUGUGGGAAACACCAGUCUAGUGUAUAAAAUGCAAAUAUUGUUGACUAUCUUGUAUAAGGUGUAGUUUAGUCUAUCACACACAAGCGCAUGCUGCUUUCUUGCCGAAGAUCUUGCACAUGUAGAUCCAGGGUCCGGACACUACAGAGAACUCUUGACUCCACACCGGUUUCAAAGUGCCCUGCUAACAUAAGAGCCGACCUGACUGAAGCCCUAAAAGUGUGUCCUCUGCACAGCCUGCUGAGAACCGCACAUGUUUAACCCACUGCAUCCUCUAAGGUGAACUGUCAUAUUUUGGAAAAUGGGACUGGUUCUGUUUAGUCCCCAGCGGUCACAUUGCUAGAAUUUAAAAGCCCUGAUUAUAGCACCGGUCAGCCAGGCGCCAUGUUUUCUUAGUAUGGAAUUUAAGCUUGUUUGUCUUUGUCGGUUUGAAUGUUUAGUGUGUUUGAGACCUCAGAACUUGAACAUAAUUUGUGUGCUCAUUAUUUGGUAUGAGAACACACUUGUGUACUUUUUAUGUAUGUGUGUUAUGCAGUGGCUCAGUGUGUUUUGAGCUGCUGUGGAAUGUUCUGGCUUACUAGGGUGAUAGUUAUCCCUGCUUUGUGUUGGACUGCAGUGUGAGUGGACACUAUACUAUAGGGUUGAUUACAGAGGAGAAAACAGAAUGUUUAUUUGUCGAGAAUCUCUCCCACGUAGACAUUUUCCUUUUUUUCUCGCCAGGGGAGAGAUCAUCCUCUCUUGCAGGAAAACCACUGGGCCCACACCAACCCUCUGUAUUAUACAUAUCUCCCCAUCGUAGAGUUGUUAGCCAAAUCCUUUGACAUGUUAAAAUAAUUCCAUUCCCAUAGACCUGUAAAUAAAUACAGCCCCAGUCCAUAGGUGCAUUCUGUCUACAGCAGUGUCCUUCGUCUCAUCAUUAUUUCUUACAUAAGUGAGUAAUGGCCAGCAGUGCCAAUAUAAUUGUUGCGUUAACAUGAAGGGGAGUUAAUGGAACCUCUGUAGACUUAACAUGCACCUCUGUGACUCAUUGUGUGUGUAAUUUUGGGCACAGGGGGGAUAAUGUGUACACAACCGAAGGGGGGGUCAUUGAUAAAUGACGUUACUGUUUAUGCUUAUGUUUGUCGAGAUGAUAAUUAAACUGUAUAAUACACAGUCA